UUCGAAGGUUGUGAUUCUAUUGAAGGCCAACACAGGUUUCAGAGCAGGGGAGAUUCGGUUAUGGCUACAUCGAAGAUGGUCAUGUCUUCGCUGACCCACUUGCGUCCACUAACCUGCGCCGCCUCCGCAUCACGAAUAGUGUCUCAUCCACCUGACCUUAUCAACUGGGUUACCAGAGAAGGUGGCUUCGUGCACCGUGCGGUGAAGAUAGCUCAGCUUGGCUCCAAUGGUUUAGGACUAGUUGCUAAGCAAGAAAUUCCAAUGGGCAGUGAGCUUAUUGUUCUUCCUCACCAUAUUCCUCUGCAGUUUCCCUCUCUUGAUGUCAACCCUCAUGACUCUGCAUUGCUUCAACUGGUUCACCAUGUUCCUGAGGAACUGUGGGCGUUAAAACUGGGUUUGAAGCUUCUGCAAGAAAGAGCAAAAGUUGGAUCCUAUUGGUGGCCAUACAUCAGCAAUCUCCCGAUAACAUACAGUGUGCCUAUCUUCUUUCCUGGGGAAGACAUCAAGAACCUGCAGUAUGCUCCUCUUCUUCACCAGGUAAACAAAAGAUGCAGGUUUCUUCUUGAGUUUGAGCAAGAAGUCAAGCGUGCCUUAGCCAGUCUUACACCAGAUAAGCAUCCUUUUGGUGGCCUAGAAGUAGAUGCACCUUCUCUUGGAUGGGCGAUGUCAGCAGUCUCAUCUAGAGCAUUCCGGCUGCAUGGUAACAAGGAUCCAAAUGGAACACACGUUGACAUACCCAUGAUGCUCCCUCUGAUUGACAUGUGUAAUCAUAGUUUCAAUCCAAAUGCUAAGAUUAUUCAGGAACAAGAUAGCAGUAGCACAAAGAUGCAAGUGAAGGUUGUGGCCAAGACAACUAUCAAAGAAGAUGAUCCUUUAUUACUUUGCUAUGGCAAUUUAAGCAAUGAUCUUUUCCUUCUCGACUAUGGAUUUGUGAUGCACUCAAACCCUUAUGACUAUAUUGAGCUCAAAUAUGAUGGUGCUUUUUUGGAUGCUGCAAGCACGGCUGCUGGAGUUUCUUCACCAAACUUCUCGACACCUGCUCCCUGGCAGGAACACAUUUUAUCUCAGCUAAACCUAGCGGGAGAAGCUCCAGAUCUCAAGGUGAGCUUAGGUGGUCAGGAAAUAAUAGAGGGGCGCUUGUUGGCUGCAUUAAGGGCCCUCCGUGCAAGUGAUGCGGAAACUGUGCAAAAGCAUGACCUCAACACUCUCAAGUCUUUACAUGCUGAGGCUCCUCUUGGUGUUGCAAAUGACAUUGCUGUAUUUCGCACCCUCAUUGCUCUGUGUGUCAUUGCACUGGGACACUUUCCCACCCAAAUAGCAGAUGAUGAAUCACUGUUGAAGCAGGGCGCUCCAGGUUCAACUGAGUUAGCCAUUCAGUUCAGAAUGCAAAAGAAAUCUGUGAUUAUAGAUGUUGUGAGAGAUCUCUCAAGGAGGGUAAAGCUUCUCUCAUCAAAGGAAACAGUGACCGCCGAGGGCUAAUAGCGUGCUUGCAUUUGGCAGUAGACACAAUCUAAAGCACGGUAACUCCUGAAGCUAGACUCUGUCGCUUCUCCUCAGAAGUCACAAGUAGAACCAAACACGCAGCAUGUUUGUUUGACUGCUAUCAUGAAUCUCAUUCCAUAUCUUGUUCCCUUCACCACCACCUACGUUAUCCUUUUCCUUGUUCUCUUCCCUUUUCUGUUUCUUUCUGAUGGAUUUCUUUUCUCCCUUUAAUAUUCUCUUGUCACUUUUACUCUAUUGUUAUCUUGUUGUUUUAUUUAUCAUACUUGAUAGUUGAUACUUUAGUGGUCAGUGGAAUUUUGGUUAGAAACAUCUUCUAUUGAAAUAUUAGCACUGCCUUUGAUUA
This is a messenger RNA of Lotus japonicus, 1846 nucleotides long. RefSeq lists its product as uncharacterized. Gene Ontology annotation, biological process: peptidyl-lysine monomethylation. The transcript has 5 exons. The record is from RefSeq and is a predicted model, not a curated record. Bases 61 to 1479 code for a protein of 472 amino acids. NCBI's taxonomy places the organism in Eukaryota, Viridiplantae, Streptophyta, Magnoliopsida, Fabales, Fabaceae. Gene Ontology annotation, molecular function: protein-lysine N-methyltransferase activity; protein binding.